AUACUAGAAUUAUUGUACAACAUAUAAUUCCCCUGUCCCCCCUUAUAAUUACUCUGGUUCCGCGCCUGGUUAGGUAUAAAAUAAUUAAAAAUCAAUACAAAUCACAAAUUAUAUUAUAUUAUAUUUACAAACGUAUCAUAUAGCCAUAUAGGUACUUAAUUUACAACUUAAUUUUUCUAGAAUUUUUUGAAGCAAAAUCUUCUAUUAUGUCUUCAAAAUCGAUGUUUUUCGUUAUUUCAUUCUCAAUUGACAAUAUUGCUGAAUUGGUUAAUCUUUCUUGUGACAUCAUUGAUCGUAAAUACAUCUUAAUUAAUUUUAAUUUACUAAAAGAGCGUUCCCCGGAAGCGACGGUAACAGGCAUGGUAAGAAACAAUCUAUAUAUGCAGUCAUUAAGUUUGGACAAGUUGAAUCAAGUUCAUAUUUUUAAUUGCAUUUAAGAUAGUUGCGUUUAAUUCUGGUAGAAUUUCUUUUGCUUGAUAUUUAAAAAAAUCGAUUUCGUUAAUUAUUUCCUGGUUAAUAAUAUGUCUUCGUUGUAUUUGAUUGCUAAAUCAGCUGCACAUUUUUUCAAUGUUUCAACUGGUGUUACAGAUAGUGAAUGACCAGAAAGGAAUUGAAAAUCAUCAGCAAUAUUUGAUAAUUGUUUAAACCUCCAUUUAAUUUGAGCCAUAAUAUUAUCAUGAACUUUGUAGUAUUCCAAUGUUAAAAAUUGAUCUACAGAAAUAUCUUCACCCGAUGAUUUUUCUCAGCUCAUAACGUUCCUUUUAAUUUUUAAUUCAGAUUUUAUUCCAACUUUAUCACAAAUACUAAUAGCUUCAGUUUUAAUUUGUUCAUUUCCACUUUCACGCAUUUCUUGAAGAGAAACAUUUAAUGAAUUUAUCAUUUUUGAAGCCUGAUCUAUUGAAAUAUUUGAGCUUUGUAAUAUUUUAUUUGUAUACGAUAUAUUUGAUUCAAUAUUUAAAAUAUUAUAUUGCCCGGGGCGCAUGCUCCCUAGCCCCCCCCCCCCACGGCACGGUUCUGGAAAUAUCUACACUUUCUAUGACUUGGGAAAAUGUGAUGUCAUUCAUUGUAGGUAUCAAGGGAAACUUUCCUUUGCUAAUUCGUAAAAGUAUUUUACUAAAGGUCCUGCCGUGUCAUCAUCGCACCUACAUCUGUAUUAUAAUAGAACUCUCAUAUUUGUUCGAAAUUAUCGGAAUAAUGGUCGACAAGAAACUAUAAGAAGUGAACUAAUGUGAAAUCAGUAAAAAUGACUUAAAAAGUAAAUAAACACCAAAAAAUGCAAAAAAAAUACAAAAUAAAAAUUAUUUGUUCAGAUUCACAUGUUAAUAAAACAAAUUUAUGGCCAGGAGUGAAUCGUUCCAAAAAAAUGCAACAUGCAUCAACUUCCGAGCCCUAUAUUCAUUAGUAUACAUAGUACCUAUAUUAGCUAUAUAAUAUUUAAAUCUAUAAAUUGAAUCUGUUAUUAAUUAAAACAAAAAACAAAUGGUCAAGUUAGGUAAAAGUCAAGCUCCUUCAAUUUUACUUGAACCCCCCCCCCCCAUAAAUUUUCUGAGCACGCCCCUGGGCGGCCGUCUAUAAAGCUUUUUUAUAUACCACAAUACAUUGUGAUUCUUUCUUGAAUUUUUUAGAUUGUAGCAUUUCAGAAAUAACUACAAAUAUUGUUUAUUUUUGUAAUAUAUUAUUACUAUGUUUGAAUACAAAAAAAAAUGUCAUCACUUUUAACGUCGUUAUAGUAGUAUGAUUAAAAUUAAAAUUUACAAACAAAUAUAAAAUAUUUUUUUUUUUUUUGCUUCUUAAGUAUAUGUUCAUAAGGUAAUAUAGGUAUUACAUAAUAGAUUUUAGCGAUAGGUAUACCAUGCAGUUCGUGCAGUGUAACGCAGUACCUACCUAACAUAAUAUCAUAAAUAUAAAUUAUUAUUAUACUAUUUUAGCAACCUUGAAAUGGGUGAAUUUUGAAAGACAGAUAUCAACUUGGCUUUCGUGUUAUUUGGGAAUACAUUUAAAUAUAUGAUUUGUAAAUUAUAUCAUCAAGGAUCAGCAUGUUGUAAGCAAUUGUCUAAGUAUAUUGUUUAUGUAUACAAAUAUACAAUUAUACAACAUUUAAUAUAAUGUCGAUCGGUUAUAUUGUGAUGUAUUCCUAAAUAUACAUCACGCAAUGUACGAGCAGUGAGCACGAUUGACCAUGAACUAUUUAAUUUUUUAAUAACAGAACGAUGUUGACGCUACCAUUUUAAAAUUAUACUCAAAAAUAAGUAAUAUAUACUUUAAUAAUUCAAGAUUAUUCGGUAUAAUAUGCAACAAUGACAUUUUUUGUUUAAAACUUAAAAAUAUAAAUUCCUAUGCUAUAUAUUAGUAAGUAGGUAUAAUAGUGAAAUAUCAAAAUAAAAAUACAUAAGACAUAAUAAUAUAAUAUACCUACUAACUAGAUUAGUGAUUACCUAUCUACUGACUAUUACCUACCUACAUUCUAUUGUGUAUAUGGAUUCUCCGCGCGCUUUUAACAUAAUAUGUAUAUAAUAUAAAACGGGAUAGUCGAAUUGCACUUAUUAGUUUAUUACCUACAAAGAAAUGGUCGAAUUGCACUUGGAUUGAAAAAAGGUAAUGGUCGAACUGCACUCGGGUAAACAUCGGGUAUCUAGUGGUUGAACUUGAACUGCACUCGUUCAAAAAAGAGUUAAAAUGGAAAAAACGUGAGAACUUAUUACGAGUCGAAUGUGUAUAAUGUAUAUAGUGAAAACCCUUUAAAAAUAUUAUGAACGCUACGGGCUAUCUAGUACCAUUAGUUAUUAGUUCAUUAAUGCCAUUUAGAUAACGCAGAUAAUUAUUGUCGCCAAGAAUCUAACUGGAUAAUAAAUUAAUAAAUAGUUAUCAAUAAAAAUAUAAGAUUAAUACUUAUAUUUUAUUAUAUCGUCUAAUACUAUUUAGAACUAUAAUUUACAAUAAUUAGUAAUAACUACACACUUUUGCAUCGACGUUUAAAUAUGAACAAUUUAAAAAUUAUUAUAAGUAAAUGACUUAAUUGUGUAUCAAAGUUAUACAUUUUAUAUAAAAAAAAAAAAAUGUAAAUGAUAAUAUAGGUAGUGGCCGUUGUACCCAUCGUGGUUGUCUUUCAAAACUAUAUCUAGAUGAAUGUUCUGCAGUUAUUUUUCGGUAUGUAAGAGGACAUCUCGCCCGCAUAUCUGUAUUGUCUCCGUCUCGUUGGCUUUUUAUGAUAUUUUAAUUUUUAAGUGAAUUAUGAGCAUUUUCAAAUAUUUAAUAAUUUCAUACUCAUAACUCAUUUAAAAAUUAAAAUAUCGUAAUGAGCCAACGAGAGAACACAGAUAAUGUUGUUACCUAAAAAUUUGUUAAUAGGUCAAUUCACUCUAAUAUUAAAACUAAAAGCACACUAUUGAAACUGGUGAACGAAAAUAUACUAUGUUGUACGUGUGUAAGGCAGGGAUAACACAUGCGACAUGCAGGUGAGACGUCAUUUUAAUACAUAACCAUGAAGAACCACUUAAUUUACAUUGGAAAAUCAUUUACCCCUUCAAAUGCAUGGUAAUUUUAUUGAAAUACUUUUUUUGAGCCGAAGUGCAGUUCGACCACUACCUGUUUUUUACCCGAGUGCAGUUCGACCGUUAUCUUUUUCAAACCCAUAUGCAAUUCGACCAUUUUUUUGUAGGUAAUAAGUGCAAUUCGACUAUCCGGGAUAGUGCUCGAAUUGGGAAUGACGGAGCUCCGCUUCAAAAUUUUUUUUAUUUUAGCGUACCCCUUCUUGUAUUUUUAAUUUGCACGGGAGGGACGGCACGUCCUCCAUAUAAAUAAUUAUUGAAAGACUUGUAAAACGUUUAUAUACUAUAUAAUAUAAAGUAUGUAUUAUCAAUUUGAACUAAAUAUGUAAUAAAUUGUAAAUUUCAUUAAUGAUAAAAAUCAAAAGAUAUAAGAUAAUUUUUAUAAUAAAGGGUUACAGCUGCUAAUAAUAUAUACUUAUAUUAUAUUUAUAUACCUAACCUAUAUACUUGAGCCUUAUGCUGUAUCAUGGAUACAGAAGAACAAACGAUGUGCUGAUGAAGUUAACUGCCCUAAGCGACAAAAUGACAAAGAGAGCCAUUCAUAUUAGGUAGAGUUAUGGAAUAUAUUAAAAAUUUAAAUAACUAUAGUUUGUAUUUCAAAAUAAAAUAAAAUAUUUGUUUUUAAUUAAUAAUAAUUAUUUAUUGUUGUUAUGUAAAUUUUGUAUAGUUGUAAUGUUUUAUUGAUUAUUGUCGAUAAUACUAUGUGGGGGGCUUUGCCCCCCCCCCACGAGUUUGGUUAGUUUCAAUCAUUGAAUGGAACGCUAAUUUUUUUUACGUCUGAGAGUCCCCUUUCUUUUAAAUUUCCAAUUUGAGUACUGGAGUGUUUUAUAUUACUUAGGUAUAUGUUAAAAGCGCGCGGAAAACCCGAAUAUCUACACAAUAGAUAAAUACUUUCUUUUGCGUAGUUCUACACUUGAAAAUAUACCUCUCCCCUGCAAAAAUUUUUCUAUAGAAAAAUGUUUUUAUGAGUGCACAAUUUAUUAGCAUUUAUAUACCUACCUAAAUAAAAUACAACUAUAUUAGCAUUACAUUUACUACUAGUUGUCCUCGUGCACUUAGUUGCCCGUAAAAAUUGUCUCCUCUUUGAAAGGACUUAUUAAAACUUAUUUUACCAUUAUUAACUGACAUCAUUGUUGGCCCCAGAUGACCCAUCGCAUCGCGCAACGCCCAUCCGUGCCAUUGCUUCGUUUACGCUUAGCAUUCUUUCUGGCUUUUUAAUUUUGCCUGGCUCCUGAGGGGCGUAGCGUAUAAUGUUAAAAAUAGCCCAUACAUUUUGUCAAGUAUUAUGCUAUCAAAUUCCAAAAGAUUUUUUCAAAUCCGACUAGUAAUUUAAGCGUUUUAGCGUGUUCAAAUAAAAAUAUAAACGAACUUUUCAGCUUUAUUAUAUUGUAUUUUAUUUUUUUUUAUUCUUCAAGAAGAUAACGGGACCCACUGAAUAUAUGUUAGGUAUAAAUAUUAACCAACAGUUGUAAAAUCAUUUAGAAGUAAUACAAUUAUUAUCAACUUGGUAUUUCAAUGACUGUUAAAUCUAAAAUCAUAGGUAUUAAAUUGUUUUUAAUUAUAGUAAUCAUAAAUUUAAAACUUGCUGGACGAGAAUUAAAAUUGAAAAUAUUUACGUUCAAAUUAGUAUUAUAACAUGCUCACUGAUCCAGACUCGAUCGCUAACGUUUUUAAAUUUAAAUUUUUAGUAUAUAAUUUAAAUUACGAAUUUAUAUAGGUACAAGUUACCUAUUGUGAGCGAAAUCAAUUGAUAUAUAAAAUGUUUAUUUAAGACAUUUUGAAAUCACGUCGAAGUAGGUAGUAAUAAGAAAUUAAGAAAUAUUCGCCCCCCUCCUUCCCCCCCCGUCAAUUUUAAAAUUUAAAUACCACAAAUAUAUCAACAUUUAUUUUAAAUUAUAGUAUACAAUAGUUGUUAGCAAUUUCGAGAUUCAUUACGGCUGUAAAUUGUUGUAAAAUUUGCUCAGGAUCAAUUUUUAUAUCUUUUUCAAUAGUUAGUAUGAAUAAAUUACUGAAACGAUCUUGGUCUAUUGUAGAUCUCAAGUAGUAUUUAUUCGCCUCAUAACAGAAAAGGCACGCUCAAAUGCUUCAGAGGAAAUUGUCAAUAUAUUGGCAACUUGAACCAUCUUAUACAUGCAAGUUUGGAAAAAUUGUUUUGGAUACAUUUUCCAGUAUGAGAUAAAAAUGUAGCUGAACGAUGUCAAAAAUAUUUUUUAUUAGAUACAUUGAUUUAAACGAAAUAAUUAUUUUAUAUUGAAUUCAAAAAUGUAAAAAAUAUUUUUAGUUUUUUUUUUUUGGGGAGGGGGGCUAUUACAAGAUUGAGGGGAGGGGGUGCUAAGCCUUCAAAGCCCCCCUAGUUGCGCUUAUGUCAUACGUACAUAUAGGUUACCUAUUACGGUCUGUUUUGUUUUAUACACGCGCAUGCAUUUAUACAUUUAUUGAAUAAAGCAUAGUAUUGUAUAGUUACCUAUGUUGCUUUAUUUAAUAAAUAGCUACAAAUUAGUUAUAUCUUAUAUAUGUGUGAAAAGUACAUAAAAGUACUUAUUUAUAUUUUAUUUGUAUGUAUAAAUGCACACCAAUACGCCGUUUAAUCAUAUACAUCAUUACAUAUUUCUACUAACUGUAAUAACUAAGUAGUAUAUGCACAUGCAGUCUACGCGUACUGCCUAUAAACUGCAGUUACAGCAUAAUUGGUCAUCGGAAUAAAUAUUAUAAUUUAUAGAUAGUACACGGCGAAUAACACGCCAACACGCGGGGGCGUUUCGCAGACCGCAUCAAUGUUACAGCGGUCCGCGUCGGGACCCAUACACUCGGUCCAUUCUCUUUGUAUGCGCGCGAGUUCAAGAUGAUCUAAUAAUCACCUUGACAUUUGGCGUCAAGUGCACUUCUUGCUUUUUCAUUUCCCCAGUAGGUAGGUACAUAGAUUUUAUAUACCCACCAAACGUAUAAUUUUCUGCGAGCCCGACGCUUCCGACGCCCAGACAUGGAUUUAUUAAAACAAAACCGUUUGCACCGACACCGCUCCGAUAUAGUUCUGAAUUGGCAGCCGACGAUCGAUGAAGACAUAAAUUAACUUUCGCGAGAAAAUGAAGAUCGUCCUACAGCUUAUUUUAUCGUUUGCCAUACUAUGGACAAAAACACUUUCUCAAAAUUACUACGUCCCAAUUGAAGAAAACGAGUUAGCUUAUGAAUUUCAUUACAAUAUUAAUGACUUACUCUCAGGUGUUGUAACACAUCGAUGGGAAUCGAAGUAUGGCGAUUACGUAAGAGGGUCGUAUAGUUUUCUAGAGCCUAAUGGUAUGAUCAGAAAUGUGAACUAUGAAGUCGACGGAAAGCGUGGUUACAGAGCAGUAACAAAAUUUUUGAAACCACCACAAAUGCCUAAAUUCAAUACAUUACAACCUUCCGAAGUACCAACUAAGUAAAUAUCCACUAUUGUAUAUUCUCUACUCUUAUAACUAUAAGUUAUAUAACGUUGGUAGGCGCCUAGAUUUAAUUUUAUGUUUUUCAAUAUAAAAUAAAUUUUACGUUUUUUUUUGUUUUGAAUUAGGAAAAUUAUUUGCAUAAUAUGUUAGAUAAUAAUUAAUAAUAAACUAUAUGAUAUAAAUAUAA
Rhopalosiphum padi (bird cherry-oat aphid) is the source of this 7157-nucleotide messenger RNA. Its product is annotated as cuticle protein 19-like. Lineage: Eukaryota; Metazoa; Arthropoda; Insecta; Hemiptera; Aphididae. The transcript has 4 exons. The record is from RefSeq and is a predicted model, not a curated record. Bases 6632 to 6970 code for a protein of 112 amino acids. Gene Ontology annotation, cellular component: extracellular matrix.